This is a messenger RNA of Enterobius vermicularis (human pinworm), 807 nucleotides long. NCBI's taxonomy places the organism in Eukaryota, Metazoa, Nematoda, Chromadorea, Rhabditida, Oxyuridae. The record is from the annotation of a GenBank genome assembly.
AUGAAGCGAGACCUGACCGAAAUUGAAAAUAGAUGUGGACUGACUCAGGAGAAAGAGCUCGACUCUCUGUCCUACAGAAAAGGAUUGGUUAUUGGCAUCGAAACAAUUGUGGAGGCAUUUAAGACCAUGUACACUGAUGACACGGAGCGAAUACGAAAUAUUGGAGACUUUAGGAAAGAGUGCAUAAUAAUCUAUUCAGAUUGUCAGACACGUAAAGAAAAAUCUUACACGCUUCUUGGUGCGAAAGCCAUCCUUGAUUAUAUACCAUUGUCAACACAUGACUACUUAUUCUUGAAACAAUAUCAGUAUCUGCUUAAUUGGUAUUAUGGUGAAUUACGGUUUUUCGGUCCACCAUCAGAAAGAAACUUUUAUUUUCAGGAAGCAAAGAUCAAAUAUAAAAUAAUGUUUGACCUACAAGUAAACCUUUCCGAUAGGGAAAGAUUGUCAACCUACUGUCACUGGUCACAGCUUUGUUACUGGUACGCAGAAUAUGCUGAUGAAGAAUCAUUACGUUGGUGUAUUGAUGCCGUUAAAAGAGUGACAGAUGGACUGACAAACGAUCGGCAAUUAGACGACGGCAUAAAGUUACCGGAUUUCUACUUUGCAGAAAUUGUACUGAGAAACGUGGCGCUCAAAGAACUCAUGGAAAGUACUCCCUCCUCAGAUUUGCCACCAUCACGAACACUGAAAGCAAAAAGAGAAAAUCUAAAGGAACUCCGUCCGAUAUAUGAUUCGCUGGAAGCCAUUACUGACAAUGUAAGUAAAUGUCAGAACGUCCGAGCAGAUCUUAUCCGACACAGAAAGUGA